AAUCUCUUCUCUCUCUCUCUUUCGAUCUACCCAAAGUCGCGGGAGCGAAUAGUAAAACAACACCGACAUGUCCGAUCACCACCACCACGCGCGGCUGAACCGCCUCCGCACAACCUCCCAGCUCCUCCGUCAAACCACCGCAUCCUUCUCCUCGCACCCACUCACUUUCAUCUUCCUAACUUUCCUCCUCUUCUCCUUCCACUCCCUCCUCGACCAUUUCUCCCUCCUCCUCACCUCCUUCGUCGACACCGACCCUUCUCUCCGCUCCCUCCUUUCCCGCCUCCCUACCUCCCAAUCGCGCCUCAAUCAUCAUCAUCAUCAUCCCCGCGGCGCUCCCUUUCUCCAGCUCACGCGCCUCGGCACCUUUGACGACGACUUCUUCUCCUCCGACGAGCACGAUCCCUAUCGCCGCCGAUCCCUCCAAGGCUCCCCCUUUCGAUCUCCCCUCAACUCCACCACCCUAAUCCUCUCCGGAUUCGAUCGCAUUCCCGGCUUCUCCUCCCGCCCUAUCUCCCACAACGGCCUCUCCUUACCUCAGAUCGUCCGCUCCGGCUUCUCCUUACACCACCCCAAAGAUCAAGAAGACGAAACCAAACCCGACGAAUCUUCCCCCGAGAGCGACGAGAAGAAAGACAAAGACGAGGACUUUGAUAGUUUCGUGGAUCUGAAGCUCUUCCUCAAGGGUCUUGACCUCGGCCGCGGCGGCGACGCGGCGGCUCUGUUCUAUCUCGUGAGCUUCUUAUCCGGCGCCUACGGGUGGGUCAUCCUAGUGUUCACGACCGUGUACUCGCUGGUUCUGGCGAUCAUGUUCGUCACGUUGAUCAACGACUUGUUAGGUAGGUUCCCUUCGUUUCUAGACUGUUUGUGGAGCGGUUCGAGAUUAGGGUUUAAGAGAGUCACGGGGUUCGUUUUGAUGAGAUGGGCGGUGAGAGACGCGUUGACGCAGCUUCUUGGUUUGUGGUACUUCGGUGAGGUGGAGGAUCAGUACUCGUUUUUUCGUCUCUUUGUGAGGUUAAAGCUGAUGCCUUUCACCGUUAUGCCGCCGUGGAUCCGAGGGUUUGAGAAGGAGAUAUCUGGUUUCUUGUUCGCUUGGUUUCUGCUCGACACGCUUGUUGGUUUGGUGUUGGCGCUUGAUGCUUUUGUCGCCGUUGUGGAUCCGAGGAUGAGGGGGAGGGAGAUCGUGAAGGAAGGGCUUUAUUUGAUAUCUCUUCUGUUGCAUCAGGCUGUGCAGAUCAAGUGUCUCGAAGCGAUUCUCUGUGGGUCUUUCUUUAGGUGGGCGUUGGUUAGAGUUGUGGGGAAAGGGUUUGGUUCUGUGAUUCAGUCUGCGUUGGAAGUUUACUUCAUGGCGGUUUGGUUAGUGUUCUACUUAGCGGUUAGGUGUAAAGAUGCGCACGCGGAAGGUAGGAGGUUUGGGAGAAGAGAGAUGGAGAACUUGGUAGAUGGGAUAAGAUGAUAAUGAAUUGGGUUCUGUAGAAUAAGCUUUUGAGUUUUUUCGAAGGAGUAAACUUUGGGUUUUGAUGGUUCAAUGCCAAUGGCUACAUCUAUAUGUGGAAGAAGUUGUCAUGAAGACUAGGUUCCCUUUGGUUUUAGAAUUACAGUUGAUUCAUGUGAUUGCCGACAGUUUGAUGUAUGUAAAGCUCUGAGCUGUGAAAGAGAGGAAGCAACGAUAUACGACUACUGUGUAUACUCAUUUGCAAGAGUGUGUGUCCUUUUGUAUAUAUAUAUCUUGCUGCAAUUGUUGAUGUCAAAUUGUACCUAUCUUGUGACCCUAUUUGUCCCAACCAUUCUGAUCUUUAUUUAUGUCUAUGCAUUCUUUGGAUAGACG
This is a messenger RNA of Raphanus sativus (radish), 1825 nucleotides long. RefSeq lists its product as uncharacterized. The coding region runs from base 68 to 1453 and encodes 461 amino acids. The record is from RefSeq and is a predicted model, not a curated record. The transcript has a single exon. Lineage: Eukaryota; Viridiplantae; Streptophyta; Magnoliopsida; Brassicales; Brassicaceae.